Molecule: messenger RNA, 858 nt
Organism: Hyaloperonospora brassicae
Lineage: Eukaryota; Oomycota; Peronosporomycetes; Peronosporales; Peronosporaceae
Source: the annotation of a GenBank genome assembly
AUGGCAACGCCGAAACGCGUGGACGCUAGUGGCUACACUUUGCGCGUCCGUAGCAUUGCCGGCAUCGAGUCCUGUUGCUACGUGGACUCGAUCGACGUGGCCUUUGAUCUCGGCUGCCUCAUUGACCACGUCGUGAACAAGUCGCACGUGUUCAUCACGCACGGCCACGUGGACCACAUUGGGGCCAUUGUACCGCAUGCAGCGCAACGAGCGCUUCGGCGGCAACCGCCGGCGCAGUAUUACGUACCAACGCACCUUGUCGAUCCGUUGGAGCGCAUGCUGCAGAGCGCGCGAGCAAUGCAGGGCGACGACGCGGCGUUUCCCGUCCGCAUUGUGCCGCUCGAGGCCUUUGACGAAGUGCAGCUCUCGCCCAAGUUGGUCGUGCGGGCAGUGCCCACGACGCACCGCGUGCCGAGUCUGGGCUACAUUGUCUACGAGAAGAAGAGCAAGCUCAAGCCAGCGUACGAGCACUUGUCGGGCCGGGCGAUUGCAGCGCUCAAGCGGGCAGGCACAGACGUCAGCAGUGUCGAGGUGACGCCCGAGAUUGCGUACACGGGCGAUACGACCAUCGAGACGUUUACGAGAGCGGUGGACGACGAACAGACCAUGGAUUUGCUGCGUGCGAAGGUGCUCAUCACGGAGGCCACGUACGUGGACUCUGCAAUGACAGUCCAAGACGCUGUGGACCGCGGCCACAUCCACCUUGAUCAGCUCGCGGCCCACGCGCAGAUUUUCAGGCAAGUCGGUGCCCUCGUGCUCGUCCACUUCUCUGCGCGGUACAAUGCCAGCCAAGUCGCUGCAAGCGUCAAGUCGCGUGUGCCAGCGUUUCUUCGACGGAAGAUAAAACUGGGCUGCUAG